Orcinus orca (killer whale) is the source of this 9538-nucleotide messenger RNA. It is a transcript of the gene KIDINS220, whose product is annotated as kinase D interacting substrate 220. NCBI's taxonomy places the organism in Eukaryota, Metazoa, Chordata, Mammalia, Artiodactyla, Delphinidae. Bases 186 to 4442 code for a protein of 1418 amino acids. The record is from RefSeq and is a predicted model, not a curated record. Gene Ontology annotation, molecular function: protein binding. The transcript has 34 exons.
UCAGUUUGCGGAGACUGGGGGGAAAAAAUGGCUGCCGGCUACGGUGAGGGCGACGCGCUGAAAGCCGCGGUCCCUCCCUUUCUAGUCUUCUGACAGCGCCAGCGGCAAAGCGGGCCCUUUCCGCCGGAGCUGUGGAAGCCAUCCUGGGGCCAGGUUCUGAGACGGUAUUGUAGCUUUCUGUGAAAAUGUCAGUUCUCAUAUCACAGAGCGUAAUAAAUUAUGUAGAAGAAGAAAACAUUCCUGCUUUGAAAGCUCUUCUUGAAAAAUGCAAGGAUGUAGAUGAGAGAAAUGAGUGUGGCCAGACUCCAUUGAUGAUAGCUGCUGAACAAGGCAAUCUGGAAAUAGUGAAAGAAUUAAUUAAGAAUGGAGCUAAUUGCAAUCUGGAAGAUUUGGAUAACUGGACAGCACUUAUAUCAGCGUCAAAAGAAGGGCACCUGCACAUUGUGGAAGAACUGCUUAAAUGUGGGGCUAACCUGGAGCACCGUGAUAUGGGAGGAUGGACAGCUCUCAUGUGGGCAUGUUAUAAAGGCCGUACUGAAGUGGUUGAGUUGCUUCUUUCUCAUGGUGCCAAUCCAAGUGUUACUGGUCUGCAGUACAGUGUUUACCCAAUCAUCUGGGCAGCAGGGAGAGGCCAUGCAAAUAUAGUGCAACUUUUACUGCAAAAUGGUGCUAAAGUCAACUGCUCCGAUAAGUAUGGAACCACCCCGUUGGUUUGGGCUGCACGAAAGGGUCAUUUGGAAUGUGUAAAACAUUUAUUGGCUAUGGGAGCUGAUGUUGAUCAAGAAGGAGCUAAUUCAAUGACUGCACUUAUUGUGGCAGUAAAAGGAGGCUACACACAGUCAGUAAAAGAAAUUUUGAAGAGGAAUCCAAAUGUAAAUUUAACCGAUAAGGAUGGAAAUACAGCUUUGAUGAUUGCAUCAAAGGAGGGACAUACAGAAAUUGUACAGGAUCUACUUGAUGCUGGAACAUAUGUGAACAUACCUGAUAGGAGUGGAGAUACUGUUUUAAUUGGUGCUGUCAGAGGUGGUCAUGUGGAAAUUGUUCGAGCACUUCUUCAAAAAUAUGCUGAUAUAGACAUUAGAGGACAGGACAAUAAAACUGCUUUGUAUUGGGCUGUUGAGAAAGGAAAUGCAACGAUGGUGAGAGAUAUCUUACAGUGCAAUCCUGACACUGAAAUAUGCACAAAGGAUGGUGAAACACCUCUUAUAAAGGCUACCAAGAUGAGAAAUAUAGAAGUAGUAGAGCUGCUGCUGGAUAAAGGAGCUAAAGUAUCUGCCGUAGAUAAGAAAGGAGACACUCCUUUGCAUAUUGCUAUUCGUGGGAGGAGUCGGAAACUGGCAGAACUUCUUUUAAGAAAUCCCAAAGAUGGACGGUUACUUUAUAGGCCCAACAAAGCAGGCGAGACUCCCUACAACAUUGACUGUAGCCAUCAGAAAAGUAUUUUAACUCAAAUAUUUGGAGCCAGACACUUGUCUCCUACGGAAACAGAUGGUGACAUGCUUGGUUAUGAUUUGUAUAGCAGUGCCCUGGCAGAUAUUCUCAGUGAACCUACCAUGCAGCCGCCCAUUUGUGUGGGGCUGUAUGCACAGUGGGGAAGUGGGAAAUCCUUCUUGCUCAAGAAACUAGAAGAUGAAAUGAAAACCUUUGCAGGACAACAGAUUGAACCUCUUUUUCAGUUUUCAUGGCUUAUAGUAUUUCUGACCCUGCUCCUUUGUGGAGGCCUUGGUUUAUUGUUUGCUUUUACGAUUGACCCAAAUCUUGGAAUAGCCGUGUCAUUGAGCUUCUUGGCUCUCUUAUAUAUAUUUUUUAUUGUCGUUUACUUUGGUGGACGAAGGGAAGGAGAGAAUUGGAAUUGGGCCUGGGUCCUCAGUACUAGAUUGGCAAGACAUAUUGGGUAUUUGGAGCUCCUCCUCAAAUUGAUGUUUGUGAAUCCGCCUGAAUUGCCAGAGCAAACCACUAAAGCUUUACCUGUGAGGUUUUUGUUUACAGAUUACAAUAGGUUGUCCAGUGUAGGUGGAGAAACAUCAAUGGCUGAAAUGAUUGCCACCCUCUCGGAUGCUUGUGAAAGAGAGUUUGGCUUUUUGGCAACCAGGCUUUUCCGAGUAUUCAAGACUGAAGAUACGCAGGGUAAAAAUAAAUGGAAAAAAACGUGUUGUCUCCCAUCUUUUGUCAUCUUCCUUUUUAUCUUUGGCUGCAUUAUUGCUGGAAUUACUCUUCUGGCUAUAUUCAGAGUUGACCCAAAGCAUCUGACAGUGAAUGCUGUCCUCAUAUCAGUUGCGUCGAUAGUGGGAUUGGCCUUUGUGCUGAAUUGUCGUACAUGGUGGCAGGUGCUGGACUCUCUCCUGAAUUCUCAAAGGAAACGCCUCCAUAAUGCUGCCUCCAAACUGCACAAAUUGAAAAGUGAAGGAUUCAUGAAAGUUCUUAAGUGUGAAGUGGAAUUGAUGGCCAGGAUGGCAAAAACCAUUGACAGCUUCACUCAGAAUCAGACAAGGCUGGUGGUUAUCAUCGACGGGCUGGAUGCCUGUGAGCAGGACAGAGUACUCCAGAUGCUGGACACCGUCCGAGUUCUAUUUUCAAAAGGCCCAUUCAUUGCUAUUUUUGCAAGUGAUCCACAUAUUAUUAUAAAGGCAAUUAACCAGAACCUCAACAGCGUGCUUCGUGACUCAAACAUCAAUGGACAUGACUAUAUGCGCAACAUAGUUCAUCUGCCUGUUUUCCUCAAUAGUCGUGGACUAAGCAGUGCAAGAAAAUUUCUUGUAACUUCAACAGCUAAUGGAGAUAUUCCAUGCUCAGAUAAUACAGGGUUGCAGGAAGAUGCUGACAGGAGAGUUUCACAAAACAGCCUUGGAGAGAUGACAAAACUUGGUAGUAAGACGGCCCUUAAUAGACGGGAUACUUACCGAAGAAGACAGAUGCAGCGCACGAUUACUCGGCAGAUGUCCUUUGAUCUCACAAAACUGCUGGUUACAGAGGACUGGUUCAGUGACAUAAGUCCUCAGACCAUGAGAAGAUUACUUAAUAUUGUUUCUGUGACAGGGCGAUUACUGAGAGCCAAUCAGAUAAGUUUCAACUGGGACAGGCUUGCUAGCUGGAUCAACCUUACUGAGCAGUGGCCAUACCGAACUUCAUGGCUCAUAUUAUAUUUGGAAGAGACGGAAGGUAUUCCAGAUCAAAUGACAUUGAAAACCAUCUAUGAAAGAAUAUCAAAGAAUAUUCCAACAACUAAAGAUGUUGAGCCACUCCUGGAAAUAGAUGGAGAUAUAAGAAAUUUUGAAGUGUUUUUGUCUUCAAGGACGCCAGUUCUUGUGGCUCGAGAUGUAAAAACCUUUUUGCCAUGCACUGUAAAUCUAGACCCCAAACUACGGGAAAUCAUUGCAGAUGUUCGAGCUGCAAGAGACCAGAUUAAUAUCGGAGGACUUGCGUAUCCCCCGCUACCUCUGCACGAAGCUCCCCCUAGACCACCGUCGGGCUACAGUCAGCCUGCGUCGGCCUGCUCUUCUUCCGCCUCCUUCAGUGCCCCGUUUGGAGGAGGGGUUGUGUCACCACAGCCUCACAGCAGCUAUUACAGUGGUAUGACGGGACCCCAGCAUCCAUUCUACAACAGGCCAUUCUUUGCCCCUUACCUUUACACGCCAAGGUACUACCCUGGCGGCUCCCAACAUCUCAUCUCACGUCCAUCAGUAAAAACGAAUUUGCCCAGAGAUCAGAGCAAUGGCCUAGAGGUUAUCAAGGAGGAUGCUGCUGAGGGGUUUUCUUCACCCACAGACUCCUCGAGGGAGCAGACUGGGAUGAGAAAGCUAAAGCUGCCGUGGCCGUGUGACUGUGGGUUUAACAAACAGAGACAGGGAUCAGGCCCAGCCUCAGGAACAAUAUCACUGAAUUCAAUGAAUGUGGAUGCGGUUUGUGAGAAACUGAAACAAAUAGAAGGGCUGGACCAGAGCAUGCUGCCUCAGUAUUGUGCGACCAUCAAGAAGGCAAACAUAAAUGGCCGUGUGUUAGCUCAGUGUAACAUCGAUGAACUGAAGAAGGAAAUGAAUAUGAAUUUUGGAGACUGGCAUCUUUUUAGGAGCACAGUACUAGAAAUGAGAAAUGCAGAAAACCAGGUGGUCCCUGAGGACCCACGUUUACUGAGUGAGAACAGCAGCUCAGUUCCUCGCGGUGAAUCUGCGCACCGCUCGUCACACGAGUUGCCUCACACCGAGCUCUCCAGUCAGACUCCCUACACACUGAACUUCAGCUUUGAAGAGCUGAACACACUCGGCCUGGAUGAAGGGGCUCCACGUCACAGUAACCUAAGUUGGCAGUCACAAACUCGCAGAACCCCAAGUCUAUCGAGUCUCACUUCCCAGGAUUCCAGUAUUGAAAUUUCAAAGCUUACUGAUAAGGAAGAAAAUGCUGCCCUUGAGAUAGAUAGAUCUUCAGAGGGAUCCAGUUUAAGCUAAGGCAAGAAGGGCUCUAGAUCUUAGUACCCUGCCCAUAGACCAUUCCUCCUCACAAUUCGGUUACCUUCUCCCAGUUGCUGGCUUCCUCACCAGACACAAGGGGGUAAUGAAGAUUCUAUCUGCCACUCAGUAAGCCUGCUCUCCAGUCGACUGAAGAAGAGAGACUUGUCACCUCGGCCAGUGUUCUUUGUUCCAAGUAGUUGUAAAAUUUGAAUUCAUUUUAAUGAAGUGUUCCUUUUGUAAAGGUUUAGAUAGAAGCCCAAAUGUACAGCAAAACGCAUGUAAAUAAACUCUACAUAACCUGACAUUUCAUAUCUUAUAGCAUCUUCUUGGUCAAAUGUCUAAUAAAAAUUUAGAUUGUUAUUUUCAAAUUACCAUAGUUCCUGACACUUGCACUUUUUAUCUGUGUUUCUGAGAAUUUGUAGACUGUAUAUUGUUAUACUUAAUGCGAAUUUAACUCUCUUUAUUUUUAAAGAAUUUAUUUGCUUUUUGAGUUCUUUGUGUUUUUUUCCCUCUAUCUUUUACCUGGGUUCUUUUCUCUCUUUUUGUGUCUUAAGUUUUGUAUCGGUUGUCAUGUAUUCAUCCAUUUUACCAUAAAACAUUCUUCAGAGCAUUAGGAUGGGAAAGAAACCUCAAGAAAGGCCAAGUCCUGGAUUUCAGAUAGCCAGUGGACAUUCAGUCAGUACUUGAUGAGUGAAUAAGGUAUACCUAAACUAGGAGAGUCUGCCCACACAUUGUAAAAAUGCUGAAUGCCUUCACACUGUGUGUGUGUCUGUAGUUCCUUACAGGCCCCGCCCUUCCCUAUCACUUUAUAGCCACCUGCUACCUGUCUGGCCCUAUAAGCUUUUCAGCUUAUGACUCUGGGAAUCUUUCAGGACAUGACACCAUGCUUUGUUAAAAACUCUCAGGGAGGAACAUCCACAGCCCAUCUUGCUAAGUGCUGUCACUUUAAAGUGCUAGGCUAUCUGUUCUACAUGGAUGUAUUUUAAAACCGCCUGUGUGCUUUAAGCCCUUUGUUUAGUCCUUUGUGGAGAUGCCCAUCUUAUAAAUUAAUAUAGUUAUAGAAUCAAAUUAAAAUGGUUCAAUCCUACAUUUAACUUAAGAAUAUUGGAAAUAUUUUUAGGUAUAACUUAGCUAUGGUGAGCAUGUUUUCUCUGAGCCCAAAUGGGGAUAAAUCAUUAUAGUGAGGAUAUUUAACAUCAGGACCAUCCCCCCAAAUCUGAUAUGUAGGUUUACCCUUUCUCUAGCUCAGCUUUCCAACCUUUUUUUUUUUUAGUUAUUAUUUUCACUGACCAGCUCUCAUUGCUGUUUCUCAUUCCUUAUCUCAGGUUGACCACUCUGAUAAAUUUGAACUAGAAUUCAUGUGUUAUACUGGGAUUCUCUACUGACUUUUAUACACGAGUGGGCCAUCGUGGGUUCAUUGAAAAUUUCUUUAUUAAGGUAGGCUAAACAACAACCUCAAAAUCUCAUUGACUUAACACAUUUGAAGUUUGUUUCUUGUUCCUGUAACAGUUCACAAAGAUUCAGGGACCCAGAUUCCUUCAUUCUGUGGCUCCACCAGCCUCCAAGGCUUCAGAGUCCUCUGCCCCAUCUUCUGUGUUCUGUCGAUGUGCAGGGGAGGAGAGAGGGUGGAGGACCAUGCAUGGGAAGUGGUGUCUGCCCAUCCCAUCGGCCUUCCUAAGUCCCCUGGUCGUGCUGAGGGGCAAGGGAGGCUGGGGAAUUCGGUGAACUGCAUGCCCUGGAGGAAGAGCAAACAUUUUUGAAGUUCAUAGGCACCUGGCCACUUAGGUACUUGACAGGGAUGAUCCAUGGCAGACUCAACACUGCGACGCAUCUUGUUUUCAGCUGUAGUAGCAGUGUUUUUUGAAGACAUCUCUUUAAAAUUUUGCUUUUCGUUCUGGUAGGGAAGUCUGUUAAAAUAACACCUAACCUGGAAGAGUUUGAGGAUUUUAGGGUUUUAGGGUUAGGUAGUUUUCAAUCAGCCAGUUCUUUCCUUACAUCCCCAGAAACUUUGCAAAUUUCUAAUAUGGAGUGGGUUGCAGGAAGAACUAAGCAAGGUUGGGAAUGGGGAAAAGAAUAAAGUUUCACAACUUCUCUAGAACCCUUUUAGUAAUCCAAAGACUCAGACCACCCAGGCAUCGGUGACUCUUGGGAUCUGGUGGUAAGUACAGACCUUCCGUCACCACCAACUCUUUCAGCUUUCUGCCUCCUAGAGCAACGCAGGGGCUCCCGGUUCCUCCUCCUGGUACCUGGCAGCCGGGGCAGGACGUGGUCCCUGGGAGGCUCCUGCCCCCAGUGCAGGAACUGGUAGUUGAAGAGAAGCUAAACUUAUGUUAGUGGCCACUCCUGUCCAGGAAAUGCAGCUCCCACCCUUAGAAGGCAACGGGAAAAUUAGACUGUAUGUCUACCAUUUUGUUUAAACAAACGCGUCUGCAAUCUAACGCUGUUGACCACUUUCCAGUUUUUUUCCGACUGGUCAAUUCCAAGGUGCAUCAAUUCCAAGGUGCACAUUUUUUCACACUUUGACUUUUCUGAAAUAUAAGCCACAGCAUCAACGGCAGCAUUUCCCCCUCAAUGUUUCCUAAAGUAACGACAGAUCCUGCAGUUGAUGGAGUCUUGCUUGGAUUGAUGAAACGUGAUGCUACUUUAAUAUUAUAUAUGCCGUGGUCACGUUGAGUUGUGAUCUUUAGCAAUAGUAAUGGACUAGUGCUGAUUUAUGUUCAGCUGACCCCCCAAAGUCAACAUUUUGUGUUGAAUAUUUGUUUUUAUCAGUUAUUAUUCUAUAUUCAUUUGGGAUAUUUAAAGUAUCGUUAUGCAGUUGUUAUAAUUUAAAAGUUUACGUUUAUUGAACACAUAAUGUGCCUGACAUUUUCCCAAGAUCUCUACAUCUAUUAACUAAUUUACUCUUCACAACAGCGUCAUGACUUAAUUGCUACUAUCCUCAAUUUACGAAUGAGAAACUGAGAGACAGAUUAGGUAAUUUCCCAUGGUCACACAGCUACUAAGUGGCAGAGCCAGGAUUCAAGCCCAGGCAGUGGGGUUCCAGAAUGCCCUCUCUUUAUGUUACAGUUAUCUUCAUUGUUCUUUAGCUAACUGGGGACUUUAGCUAAAGUCAAUUCUUACAUUUUUUUCCAAGAUGCACUUUAAUUAUAGCUUUGUUCGCUGUACCAUCACCAUUGUCUUUUACUUGUUUUAAACCAGGGUUUGGGGUUUAAGAAAGAUAAAAGUCUUUAAAAAAAAUCUAUAUCCAUGUAAACAGUACUUAUAGGGAAAAAUCAUUUUUUUUAAACAUCAAACAUCUUUGUUCCUACUAGUUAUUUUGGAAUGAUGUUCAAUUUUUGGUUAAAAAUCUACGUUUUGUGUUUAACAUCCUUUAUCCCAUUAUUAUUCAUGAAGUAGACCAUUACAUUAAAGUUUGCACAUAGUGUUGGAUAUAUACAUUUUACUUGCAGUCUUAUUGUCAUAUGGCUUUCGUAUACAAACACUUGCCCUUCUAUAUGUCUAUUCUAUUGUCAGUAUUCUGUGUUAGAUUACAAUCGUAAAUACCACUCUAUGUAUUUUUCUUUAUAUUCUAUUAUUAAAUAGUAUUAAUGCUUAAUAAUGUUAAUAGAUAAGUAAUAUAUGUCUAUUUAAAAAAUCAUUAUUGCAGUAGAGGUUUUUUUUUUUUAAUGAUUUUGGUCACUGUCUCCUAAGAAGAAAAGAAAAUAGGCAAAAUGGAACUCUGUCUUUCAUAAUGACAACUAGUCACUAAAGGCAAGAAACCAAUAGACAUAUCUGGAACAGUGGAUAGACAGUGGAUCGAGAUGGUGGUAGGUAACAGUUUAGUUUAAUAUAAUCAUCUACCUAAUAAUUUGCGUGCUUACUUGAGCCAGACACUGUUAUAAGCACUUCACAUGGAUUAACUUAUUAAAUCCUAACAAGCCUAUAAUGUAAGUGCUAUCAUUGUCCCUAGUUUAUAGAUAAGGAGACUGAGACACAGACGUUUAACUUUUACAUGACAACAAUGCGUUAGAUUUUUGUAGCCGUUCCCUAAACUAUUGGUAUUAUUGUCAUUAUCUUAAUUUUGAGAAAACUGAAGAUUUGGGAGUUUGAGAGCCCUCUUUCCCUCUCAUCCCCAAGGUCACUCAGCUAGUAAACAGAACAAAGACACCAACCCUAGUUUUUUGACUCCAAAUCUGAUAAUUUUUCCAACACGGUGCUCACUUCAUUUCUGCCAGUACCCAUCACUCUGUCCUACGUGGGUCUGUGGUGCUUCUGUUUUCCAUAUUCCAUUGUUGUAGAAAAUGUUAGUGGAGAGUAUUAAACACAUCUGAGUCUUCAGGCUCUGAGAAUGUGUCCUGGGUUUUCCCACGGAAGCUCUAUCUCCUUCUUCCGUCCUCUCCCUGUGAACCCUGCAGCCGCAGUGCCAGGCAGUAAAGGAGUCCAGAUCUGCAGGCCAUCUGGGCUUUUAUUUAAAUCCUUGUGUAUUUUGAAACGAACCCUCUGUCUGGCUCUGUUGUCCUCACUGACCAGAUCUCCUGAACUGAGCUCUGUCCAUUUGGUAUAAACAUAACCAUUGCAGCGUGUUUAAACUGGUGCUGGGGAAGGGGUGUGUGUGUGUGUGUGUGUGUGUGCACGUGUGCCCGUGCAUGUGUGUAUUUAAAUGUGACCUUGCCAGAUAGCUGAUUUGACCCAUCACUGAAAUGGUGGGUCGGUUGGUCAAUACAUCACAGGUGAAAGAACACAGAAGUGAGUCACAAGGCUGGAGUUAUGGACCGCCUGGCUCUGCUGUCUAUCCGAUGGCCAUGUACUUGUCAGCUCUAGUUUCUUCAUCUAUUAAAAGUACAUGAUGGAGCUUCCCUGGUGGCACAGUGGUUGAGAGUCCGCCUGCCGAUGCAGGGGACACGGGUUCGUGCCCCGGUCAGGGAGGAUCCCACAUGCCGCGGAGCGGCUGGGCCCGUGAGCCGUGACUGCUGAGCCUUCGUGUCUGGAGACUGUGCUCUGCAACGGGAGAGGCCACAACAGUGAGAGGCCCACGUACCGCAAAAAAAAAAAAAAGUAUGUGAUGGAGGAAAGAGGGCUUCCUCCCUUGAUAAUGGGUACUACUUCCCCACUAC